Messenger RNA from Ziziphus jujuba (common jujube), 3906 nucleotides. RefSeq names its product probable glutathione S-transferase parA. Gene Ontology annotation, cellular component: cytoplasm. NCBI's taxonomy places the organism in Eukaryota, Viridiplantae, Streptophyta, Magnoliopsida, Rosales, Rhamnaceae. The transcript has 2 exons. Gene Ontology annotation, molecular function: glutathione transferase activity. The coding region runs from base 3080 to 3697 and encodes 205 amino acids. The record is from RefSeq and is a predicted model, not a curated record. Gene Ontology annotation, biological process: glutathione metabolic process.
UAGAUAAGUAUCUCAAAAACUUUAACUCUAUUUGUGAUAAUUUAUCUGUAAUUGGAAAACUAGUGAAUGACUUGGAUAAAUGCUUUCAUUUAUGUAGAGGAUUAGGCCAUACUUAUCAAGAUUUUAGGUUGGCUAUGUUGUCAAAGCCCCCAUAUCCGACAUAUACGCAGUUUGUUCUCUCUUUAAGGUCUCAUGAAUAGGUUCUAAGUAAUUUUUCAGAAGAAAAACAGGGCCUAAAUCAAGAAUAUGCAUUUGUUGGGCAACGAAGUCGUGGAACAGGAAGAGGAUGUGGUGGUAGAUUCAAUUCCCGUGGACGUGGUUUUGGACCCGCAAGCUUCUCUGUGCCAAAUCGUGUAGUUUUCAGUCCUACAAACUUUUCUGUCCAUAAUCGUGGAGGAAGUCACUUUUCAACACAAGGCCGUGGCAGCUAUUUUUCCCGUAAUAUGGCUCUUGCACCAGUUUUGUUUUUAUUACUUGGAGGUGAUUUGUUUGAAUCAAACUCUUGUUGACCCAGAUUGUAUGAUGACGUGGCUAUGUGAUGACAUGGCUGCAGCACAGUCAGCUUAUAUUACCCACCAGCUGUUGUGAGGAGACAACCCACUUACAACCAGUCUUUCCUUCCUCACCUACCACCUGCUGCCCUCCAUCCCAACCGGUCCCCACUCACACACACACCCCCAUGUCACCUACCUCCUCACCUACCCCCUGUUGCACUACAUCACAGCCGGUCCCCACUCACUCACAAUCAUUUUCUGAUCAGGUACCAGCCUCUCCUACAACCAUCACAGUUCCUCCUAUUCCCACUCAAGACAUCUCCUCUUAAUUAUUUGUGGACUUAGACUUCCCACCGUUACCAUCUCCUUCCCCUCAACCUCCCACUCAACCUCAUCACCCCAUGCUCACACGCCAUCAGCUCAAACAAAACCCCCACCGUAUCAUUGAGCUUCAUCCUCAUAAUACCACUAACACUGCUCUUCUCCUUGAAACGACCCUUGUUCCCGUUCCCAAAUCAGUCAAGACAGCCCUUACUCUCCCUGAAUGGCGCAAUGCCAUGCUUGAAGAAUUAUUUGCUCUUCACGCCAAUGCCACUUGGGUCUUAGUACCUCGGCUAGUGAAUGUUAAUGUGGUCUGUUCCAAAUGGGUCUAUCGUGUGAAAUACAAAGAAGAUGGUUCUUUGGAUCGUUAUAAAGCACGCUUGGUGGCCAAAGGUUAUACGCAAAAUUGAAGGCUUCGACUAUGAUGAGACUUUCAGCCCGGUGGUGAAACCCACUUCUAUUCGGUUGAUCAUAUCUAUUGCUCUUUCCUAUAGGUGGCCGGUUAAGCAACUUGAUGUAAAAAAUGCUUUUUUGAAUGGGCAUCUUAAAGAACAGGUUUUUAUGUAGCAACCUUCUGGAUUUGUUGAUCGUACCAACCCAGAUUAUGUGUGCCUUCUCAAACGAUCUCUUUAUGGCCUCAAACAAGCUCCUAGAGCUUGGUUUGAUCGCCUCUCACAGUGCUUACUCGGCUUGGGUUUCCAAUGUAGUAAAGCUGACGCUUGUUUGUUUAUUUUUAAACAAACCACUGACAUCGUUCUUCUCUUCGUCUAUGUCAAUGAUGUUCUCUCAACAGGUUCUAAUACUUCUUUACUUGCUGCUUUGGUCACCCGCUUGAACAUUGAAUUUGCUCUGAAGGAUCUUGGUUCUCUUUGUUAUUUUUUGGGUAUUGAAGCUCGGCCUUUUUCUGGUGGUUUGUUCUUAUCUCAAACCAAAUAUGCUCAUGAUCUUUUGCAGCGGGCCAAUUUGUUAGGCCCUGCGCCCAUGGCCACCCCGAUUUCUGUCAAACAAGCCUUUCACAGCCAAGAUCAUCUUCCUGUCAAUGCAACCAAAUAUCGAAGCCUGGUAGGAGCACUUCAAUAUCUCACAUUUACACGGCCGGAUAUUCAACAAGCUGUUAAUCAUGUGUGUCAACAUUUUCAAACUCCCCAACAGCAGCAUCUUCGGGCCGUUAAGUGUAUCCUCUGAUAUGUUUGUGGUACCAUGGACAAUGGUUUACGUUUCUUCAAACAAAGCUCCAAUUGUCUUCAAGGCUGCUCUGAUGCAGACUGGGCUGGCUGCCUUUAACUAGACGCAGCACUACAGGUUUUUGCAUUUACUUUGGUGCCAACUUGAUCUCUUGGUCCUCCAAAAAAACAACCUACUAUUGCUCGUUCCAGUACGGAAGCUGAAUAUCGAGCCAUGGCCUCCGCUGCCGCCGAACUCACUUGGAUCUCUCACUUGCUGCAAGAAAUCGGUAUCUCGUAUGACAGGCCGCUGAAGCUGUAUUGUGAUAAUCUUAGUGCUCUUCAUCUCACCCUCAAUCCAGUCUUUCAUAAUCGAACUAAACACUUUCAGCUCGACUAUCAUUUCAUUCGAGAGAAGGUUGCCUCUGGAGAAAUUAUCAUCCAGUACCUGCCAUCUUCUUCUCAAAUUGCAGAUCUGUUUACAAAACCUCUCAGCCGUUCUCAAUUUCUUCAUUUUCGCGGCAAACUGGGAGUUCACAAGCUCCCACUCGCCAGUUUGAGGGGGGAUGAUAAGCUGACUGUGCUGCAGCCAUGUCACAGUCAACAGCCAUGUCAUCACAUAGCCAUGUCAUCAUACAAUCUGGAUCAACAAGAGUUUGCUUCAAACAAAUCACCUCCAAGUGAUAAAAACAAAACUGGUGCAGGAUAAAUGUUAUCAGCGAUAAAGUUGGUGUAGCUGGUGUAGUUAUCUGUCAUUGGUAAUCCUUAUUUUGCCUUUUCUUGUAACUAACGUAUGGGAAAAUACUUGUAUAAAUAAUGCUGUAAAAGUCAAUAUUAGAUGCAGAAAAAGUGCAGUAAACAGUUAAGUAAUACAAUAUAUACAAGCACAUUUUUUGUUCCUUUCUUGUUUUUUAUCAAUUCAUUCCUAAUUUCUUUCAUGUAGAAUUAUAUACUAAUAAAUGAACUUUAAUGAAAUCAUGAAAUCUCCCUGAUUGAACGAUAUAUAAGGACCCAAACCUUAAUUUUGAGACAUUCAUACAGAAAACUAAAAUGGCAGAUGAUCAAGUAGUUCUACUAGAUGUCCUUCCGAGCUGAUUCGGGAUGAGGGUGAGAAUUGCUUUGGCAGAGAAAUGGAUCCAAUACGAAUACAAGGAAGAGAAUCUGCUUGAAAUAUCCCCUUUGCUUUUGCAAAUGAACCCCGUUCAUAAAAUGGUCCCGGUACUCAUCCACAACGGAAAACCCAUCUGCGAGUCCCUCAACAUUCUUCUCUACGUCGAUGAGGUUUGGCCUCAUCGUAAAUCUCGGCCUCUCUUGCCUUCUGAUCCAUACCAGAGAUCUCAGGCGAGGUUUUGGGCUGAUUUUAUUGACAAGAAGAUAUAUGAUAGUGGGAAAAGGGUGCUGAUGAGCAAAGGAAAGCAGCAAGAGGAAGCCAAGAAGGAGAUGAUAGAGUCUUUGAAGCUCUUGGAAGGAGUGCUCGGAGACAAGCUUUACUAUGGAGGUGAAAAGUUGGGGUUGUUGGACGUGGCUUUUAUACCUUUUUACUGCUGGUUUUAUUCCUACGAAACCUGUGGUGGGUUUAGUGUAGAAGCCGAGUGUCCAAAGUUGGUUGGGUGGGUUCGGAGGUGUAAAGAUGUAGAGAGUGUUUCCAAAUCUCUCGUCGACCCACUUUUGGUGUUUGACUAUGUUUUGCAGCUCAGGAAAAGGGCUGGAUUGGAGUGAAAAUACAGUAUUUGAAUCGUUCAGAUCAUAUUCAUUCGUGUGUAUAAAUGCUCCGUUUCUCUAUUAUUGUUUACUUCUUAAGUUGGUUGAGUUGGAGGCUUUUAUUUUUAUUAUUUUUGUUUUUUAUUUUUUUGUUUUUUCACUUCUUAAAAAUAAACCUUUUCUUCCUUUAUUAUUUAUUUCGUAUUUUAAUAAAAAAUUGUCGGUGC